This is a messenger RNA of Megalops cyprinoides (Indo-Pacific tarpon), 1497 nucleotides long. RefSeq names its product WD repeat domain 89 (gene wdr89). Gene Ontology annotation, molecular function: protein binding. Lineage: Eukaryota; Metazoa; Chordata; Actinopteri; Elopiformes; Megalopidae. The record is from RefSeq and is a predicted model, not a curated record. Bases 78 to 1220 code for a protein of 380 amino acids. The transcript has 2 exons.
CUCAAUACGCCAGAACAUGCACGAAGUCGUUGAAGAGGACCGAGGCAGGCAGACAUAGGCUGUGACUGAAUUUUGCCAUGGAGGACCUGGAAGAUCAGUUUAAAGCUCUGUCUGUUGCCAGACGGCUGCAGCCGAGCGAGCCCACGUAUCUGCUGGGCAUGGCUGUUCAGAGGUGUGGCUCAGGUGACGGUCUGGUGGCUGUGUGUUGCUCAAACCGGUCAGUCCACCUGCACAGCUCCCACACCCUCAGGCUGCAGGGUGAGUACAAGGGCCACCCCGGGGCUGUGUUUGGAGUGCGCUUCGCCCACACCUCCUCAGACCUGCUGUAUUCAGGCUCUGCUGACGGGACCCUCCGCGCCUGGGACGUGCGUUGCCCCGGUUCUCAGCCCUUGCAGGUGUUCCAGAGUUCCCCCUCCUACCCUCUCUGCAGUUUUGACAUCAGCUGCAACGACUUGGUGCUGUGUGCAGGCACCGAGCAGGUGGAGGAGGACAGCUUGCUGAUGUUCUGGGAUGUGCGCAUGGCGAAGGAGAGAGGCAGGGUCCUGGGGGUGUAUUCGGAAUCGCACAGCGAUGACAUCACACAGGUGUGCUUCCACCCCCGGGAUCCUGACCGCCUGGCCUCAGGCUCCACUGAUGGCCUGGUCAACGUGUUCGACCUGAGCCAUGGCUCAGAGGAGGACGCUCUGCAGGCGACCUGUAACUCCUGCUCCUCUGUCAGCACUGUAUGCUGGGCGGGUCAGGAAUACGGGCGGCUGCUGUGCCUGAGCCACGACGAGGGCCUCCACCUGUGGGACUUGGGCCACGUGGACACGGAAGAACCGCUGACUGUGCUGAGUGUCCCUGAUGCCCGCUGUUCCGCCACCCUCCCUGGAGACGCAGCCCUGGAUUACUUCGUCGGAGGGGCCUGGGUGGAGGACACCAAGAGGCUGCUGGUGCUGGGCGGGACCAGCAGGGGGGAACUCCACGUCUUUGACUGCAGGGACCAGGGCCUGGAGCUGCUGAAAUCUCUGGAAGGUGGCCACUCUGCCACUGUGCGCUGCUUCCAGUGGGAUCCAGCAGGGGGCGCCUUGAUCACAGGCGGGGAGGACGCUCAGCUGCUGCAGUGGAAGCCAGGAGCGGAGGAGCAGGCGUCUGGGAAGAGGUGCAGCCUAAAGAGUGCCUCUGCACUGCAGCUGAAAGUUCGGGCCCGUGGGAAGCACAAAAGCAAGACGGAGAAAUGAGACAAACGGGUGGUCGCUCGGAAGGACAUCAAAGAGAGGGGAAACGGCAGUCAGCGUCGCGGAGUGGCUAGUUCUAAGGACAGCCUGCUGUUCUCGGGCUGGUUGAAAACAGCUGUGUAAGCAUCAGGGUACAGGAUCUUGAAAGUUGUCUUGUGAUUAAUGGUAAGCCAAGAGUCAGCAGAAAGGAGCACCUGGAUUGCAUGCAAGUUUGCACAUCAGUAGCUAAUAUCUGAUCACAGAAAGGAGAGGGCAGUCCCACCGUUCUGCAGCAGGAGGG